GUUUUGGAGAGGAAGGGAAAACCACUGACUCCUACAGUGUGGGAACUAUAAGAGCUGGCUUUCCCGGACACCUUUAUUCGCACCUCCUCUCUCCAGAGAUCUUGCUCCUUUCAGAGCCUUCGGUUCCCCCAAGCAUUUGGUAGGAUGAAAACUCUACUGGAAGAUACCUGUAUGUGUGUGGUGAACAUCUACCACCAGUACUGCAUUCUGGACCCUGUUGAUGACUACCUACAUCCUAAUGAAUUCAAUAAGCUGAUGGUGGAGCAGGCCCAAGAUUUUUUGAAGAACACCAAACCCGGCAAUCUUGACCAGCCGGCUUACCUCCAGCAGUUAUUUCAACAAGCCGACAAGGACAAAACUGGCUACCUGAAAUUCACGGAGUUCCAGAAUGUGUUGACCCCGGUCCUUAAAUAUGCCCAUGAAAAAGCCCACCAGCUACAUUAAGGGGGUGAUGUCACCGUCCUCCUGAAUCCUCCAAGAACUGCUGUCGAUUCAA
Molecule: messenger RNA, 496 nt
Organism: Hemicordylus capensis (graceful crag lizard)
Lineage: Eukaryota; Metazoa; Chordata; Lepidosauria; Squamata; Cordylidae
Product: protein S100-A7-like
Exons: 3
Coding region: 145-444 (99 amino acids)
Molecular function (GO): calcium ion binding
Source: RefSeq, a predicted model, not a curated record